Molecule: messenger RNA, 270 nt
Organism: Striga hermonthica
Lineage: Eukaryota; Viridiplantae; Streptophyta; Magnoliopsida; Lamiales; Orobanchaceae
Source: the annotation of a GenBank genome assembly
AUGAAGCACAUAGUAAAGAUUAUGGCUUUGUUGGUAGCUCUAUCAGCUUUCUGGAUUAGCCUGUUACAAGCAUCGGUACUUCCACAGAGCUACACUUGGUUGCUACCUCUCUACUUCAUUGUGUCACUUGGGUGUUAUGGUCUACUAAUGGUUGGAGUUGGUCUCAUGAGAUUUCCUACAUGCCCGCAUGAGGCAAUUCUAUUACAAGAGGAUAUUGCUGAAGCCAAGGGAUUUCUAAAGAGCAAAGGAGUGGAUAUUGGUUCUGAUUGA